GUAUCAGACCACAGUUGCACAGAAUACAGAAGCGAGAGGUGAAAAACUCCAUAAGAACUUAACUGAGACUUUAGAUGGAUUCCACUGACACAUAUCAGCAAAAUUAACAGGUCAGUUAUAAAACCUUACCUAGUUUGCUUAACGCAGUUUACAUAAAGGCAUGAAAACCAGAUAUACUUUAAAUUUAAUCGAACACCUAUAAAUACUGCUUUUAGGAAUGUUCUAUGCUUUGCAUGCUAUGAAGCAACUGUGUGCACAAUAUGUCUGAAGAAUUGCAAGGAUAUUAUAUUGCACAGGAUUUUAUGUUAUUUAUCCAUCUUCUGUAUACAGUCCAGACUUUAAGUAUUUGGACAGUUACACAUUUUUUUGUUCUUCAGGCUCUGAGCUUUAGCACAUGCAAUUUGAAGUAAAAUAAUGGAUCCUACAAUAAUGUGCCAAGUCUCAGCUUUAAUUUGAGUAUGUUUACGUCAAUAUUGAAAAAAGUGUGUGGGAAGAUGUAGCCCUAGGCUACACUAGGCUACUAAAGAUUCAGAUUCAGAUUCAGAUUCAGAUUAAGUGAAGACCAGACUAAAGACAGAGAGACUCCCAACAAGCGAGAGCUGUAGGUGGCUGCAGUGAAGCUCUGGGAGAGCAUCACCAGGGAAGAUACAAAGCAUCUGUUGAUGGCUACAACACCCAUGGAGGAAAAUUCCACUUCAUCCCAGUUCUCAGUUGGCAAUCGCAGCCAAACCAAUAUCACUUGUUCCCGUGAAAGCGUUUUGACGACGGUGGUUUUGCCCAUUCUCUACUCGUUCCUCUUCUUGGUGGGGCUGUCAAUCAAUGGCCUGGCAGUAUUUGUGUUUUUUCGCAUCCCCUCAAAGUCUCACUUCAUUAUAUACCUGAAAAAUAUUGUGGUUGCAGAUGUCAUCAUGACCUUCACGUUCCCUUUCAAGGUGUUAUCAGGCUCCCAAAUGGCAUCCAUUGACAUGCGUAUAUUCGUGUGCCGAGUUUCCUCAGUGCUCUUCUAUCUCACCAUGUAUAUCAGCAUCCUCUUCUUCGGCCUCAUCAGCAUCGAUCGCUGUAGAAAGACCCUCAAGCCCUUUAGGGGGACUAAUGCAACCCGGCUGACCCGUCGGAAGCUCUUUUCAGGGGCCAUCUGGACCUUUCUGCUCGUUCUCAGUCUGCCCAAUGUAAUCCUGUCAAGUGAAACCCCAAACCCUGGAAACUUCGACUGCACUAGCCUGAAGACAAAGACUGGGGUGUUAUGGCAUGAGGUGGUAAAUGAUAUCUGCCAAGUUAUUUUCUGGGGCAACCUGGUGACUGUGCUAGUAUGCUACACUCUAAUCACAAGAGAGCUGUACAGAUCCUACUCCCGCACUAAGUCCCACAGCACUGGAGGGACUACAAGUCAAGCAACAACUGGGGCAGCAGCUCGCACGCCCCACGAAGCCAGAAGAAAAAUGAAUACAAAUGUGUUCCUUGUUCUGGCAGUGUUCUUUGUGUGCUUUGUGCCGUUUCACUUUGUCCGUGUGCCGUACACUUUGAGCCAGACCCGAGGGGAUUUCUCUGAUUGUACAUGCAAUUUUAUCUUCUUUCAGCUGAAAGAGAGUGCACUUUUCCUCUCAUCCCUAAACUCUCUUCUGGACCCGCUCAUCUACUUCUUCCUCUGUAAGUCCUUCCGGACGACUCUGUUCAAGACCCUGAAGCUGCCUUCUGGUACCUGUAUCUGUCUUCCAGGGGGAGAGUCAGAUACAGAUACCAGCAGCACCCCUAUGAAAGAGUCCUCUGUCUGUACAUAAAACCAUUGGACAAGAUAACGACUAUUGUAAUGUGGUAGUGGUGUUUGAUGAUGAUGUCCUGCUGUUGCGAACUGGUUCAAAUCCAAAUGUGACUAAACAAUAGAGCACAUACAGUAGGUGACAGACACGGUGAUGUAUUUGUAUUUGAUGCAGAGUCGCUUGCAGUCCCACAGUCUGUCCUAAAGACACAAAUGAAAUGUGUAUGCCACAGCACAUAUUUGUGUUCAUGAUCAUCAUAAAAUUAUCACAAUACCAUGCUUUUAAUAAUUAAAACAUAUUAAGUAACAAUAAUCAACUGUUUUUUAUUUUUUUGUUGUGUGAGAGAAAGUGUUUUCCCAGUAAGAGAAAUUCAAACAGAUAAACAUGAAUACCUAUUUUUACUGAUUGUUUUCCUUUCUGUUCUCUAUUCGAGUUAACAACAUCAAGUUUGUCUUCUGUGUUUUCACAACUAUUAACCUUGAAACAUUAAAUUACAAACUGAAAAUAAAGCUCAUUUUAAGGAGACUCACAGUAUUCCUCUGUAAUAGUGUACCUGUAUAAUAAAC
This is a messenger RNA of Xiphias gladius (swordfish), 2323 nucleotides long. Its product is annotated as P2Y purinoceptor 12-like. The transcript is spliced from 3 exons. Bases 663 to 1778 code for a protein of 371 amino acids. Gene Ontology annotation, molecular function: G protein-coupled purinergic nucleotide receptor activity. The record is from RefSeq and is a predicted model, not a curated record. Gene Ontology annotation, biological process: G protein-coupled receptor signaling pathway. Lineage: Eukaryota; Metazoa; Chordata; Actinopteri; Istiophoriformes; Xiphiidae. Gene Ontology annotation, cellular component: membrane.